Saprolegnia parasitica CBS 223.65 is the source of this 999-nucleotide messenger RNA. RefSeq lists its product as hypothetical. The coding region runs from base 8 to 961 and encodes 317 amino acids. NCBI's taxonomy places the organism in Eukaryota, Oomycota, Saprolegniomycetes, Saprolegniales, Saprolegniaceae. The record is from RefSeq and is a predicted model, not a curated record. Gene Ontology annotation, cellular component: plasma membrane. Gene Ontology annotation, molecular function: copper ion transmembrane transporter activity. Gene Ontology annotation, biological process: intracellular copper ion homeostasis; copper ion transmembrane transport. The transcript is spliced from 4 exons.
AUUUACCAUGAAAUUUGCACGCGCCGUCCUGGCAGCGGUCGUCCUCCUCGUCGCGAUGGCCUUGGCGCAGCAGGACCUCCAUGACACCCAGUGCCCGCUCUGCGCCAUGGAUGUCAUCCCGUCGCUCAACCAGACCUUCAAGGGCAACCAGGCCAUCUACGCCUGCGAGAUGGCCGGUCACCUCGACACGCUGGCCAACCCGGCGAGCAAGGUGCUGAGAGGCGCGGUGCCGAUCACGGCCUUGGAUGCGCCGUAUACUCAUGCGCACAUGGGCUGCCCCGUCUGCGGCUCGACCGACCUCAAGUACGCCAUGACCUGGGGCACUCAGGGCAACCAAAAGCUGUACACGUGCUCCAAGGAGCACGCCGACUUGAUCUUGGCGGAUCAGAAAAGCUACUACGUCGGGACGGGCGCCGAGCCGGUCACGGGCUUUUGCAACCACGCGUCGGUCAUGUUUGACGGCUUCCAGUCAUCGGUUGGAAGUACGUGCGUCAAGCUCUUCUUCCAGCCGUGGGUUCUCGACUCGUCGGUCAAGUACGCCUUUGGCUUUAUCGGGAUUGUGCUCCUUGGCAUCUUUCUCGAGUGGCUCGGCGAGUACCGAGAGGCUCUGGAAGAGAAAUUCAUUCGCAUCUAUGGCGUCUCGACGGAAGCCGUGCUCGCCAACUCGUGCAUCCAGCUCAACACGCCACCAGCGUUCACCAAGUCGGCGGCCUCGAGCCUCAUUGACGCGACGCCGUCGGCGGUCAAGACGACCAAGCUGCCAUUCUGGUGCUCGACGGUCCUCGCCUCUCUCUACAUGCUCGCGCUCUCGAUCGGGUACCUCAUCAUGCUCGUGGCCAUGCUCUACGAGACGGGCCUAUUUGUCGCUGCGAUUCUCGGUCUCGGUGCGGGCUUUUACCUCUUCAAGGACACGGAGCAAGACCAAAUGUCGGGCAACAUCGACCCGUGCUGCUCCACGUAGCUGUCGAGGAUUUUUACUAUUUUAAUCACUUUCGUCGA